GAAAAUCCCUAACUUUCUUCAUUCUCCUUCCUCCAAUGGCGCGUAAAUCUUCCCUCCUCAAACGAGCAGCCAUCGCCGUCGUCUCCGUCAUCGCCAUCUACGUUAUUCUCAACGCCUCCGUUAGUCGCUCCCUCCCUUCCUCAUCCGAUCUCCCCCGUCAGCUCUUCCGCGACGAAGAUGACGAGGGACGUGCUCCGAUUCAGCCUAGAGUUAGGGUUUACAUGUACGAUCUUCCCCGGAGAUUCACUUACGGUGUAAUCGAGCAGCACGCCAUCGUUCGCGGCGGGCUCAAGAAGCCCGUCGAUGACGUGGCCACGCUCAAGUAUCCGGGUCAUCAGCAUAUGCACGAGUGGUACCUUUUCUCGGAUCUGAACCGACCCGAGGUGGAUCGAUCCGGGUCUCCGAUUACCCGCGUCAUGGAUCCUGCCGACGCUGAUCUCUUCUACGUCCCGGUGUUCUCUUCCCUCAGCUUAAUCGUGAAUGCGGGUCGCCCAGUCGAACCCGGAUCCGGUUACAGCGAUGAGAAGAUGCAGGAGGGGUUGAUGGAAUGGCUUGAGCGUCAAGAGUGGUGGAGGAGGAACGAAGGGCGAGAUCACGUGAUACCCGCCGGAGACCCGAAUGCGUUGUAUCGGAUCCUGGACCGGGUUAAGAACGCGGUUCUGCUUGUGGCGGAUUUUGGGCGGCUGAGGCCUGAUCAAGGAUCGUUCGUCAAGGAUGUAGUGAUACCUUACUCUCAUAGGGUCAAUCUCUUCAAUGGGGAAAUCGGAGUUGAGUCUCGCAACACAUUACUCUUCUUCAUGGGAAAUCGAUAUCGCAAAGAUGGUGGAAAAGUUCGUGACUUGCUCUUCCAAGUUCUUGAAAAGGAAGAAGAUGUUACAAUAAAACAUGGAACUCAGUCCAGAGAGAACCGACGAGCUGCUACAAAAGGAAUGCAUACUUCAAAGUUCUGUCUUAAUCCUGCGGGUGACACUCCAUCCGCUUGCAGACUCUUCGACUCCAUAGUCAGUUUAUGUGUGCCUGUGAUUGUAAGCGAUAGCAUCGAGUUACCUUUCGAAGAUGUUAUAGAUUACAGAAAGUUCUCGAUUUUUGUUGAGGCCAACGCAGCCCUGGAGCCCGGAUUUCUGGUUCAGAUGCUAAGGAAAAUAAAAACCAAGAAGAUUCUGGAGUAUCAAAGAGAGAUGCAAUCGGUAAGACGGUAUUUUGACUAUGAGAAUCCAAAUGGAGCAGUAAAGGAAAUCUGGCGUCAAGUCUCUCAGAAGCUACCGCUCAUCAAGCUAAUGAGUAACCGCGACAAACGCCUCGUCCUAAGAAACUUAACGGAGCCAAACUGCUCAUGUCUAUGCACAAACCAAACCGGUCUCAUCACUUCCAUAUAAACAAAUAUAUAUAUUUGUCCCUUGAGGAGAGACCUAUUGGUUUGUGGAGGAGCCCGAACUCUCUCCUUCUUAACUUUUUGACCCCUGAGACUUACACAAGCGGAUGUUUAGGCUCCCUCGGCUGGACCUUUCCGGUAAGUAAACAGAGAGCACACGCAUGGCAACACAUUCAUAAGGAAGAUAUAUUUGAAAUCCUUCUUCUGUAGAUUCAAUUAGUUUUGUCGUUCUUGAUAGUGUCACACUUUAUACGGACCCAAUAGCCAUUUUUUAAUAUAUUGUUACUCUGUACAUCUCAUAAAAAUGAACACAACACAAGCUUCAAUUAGUUUCUGUUAAAGUUUCAGAGA
Molecule: messenger RNA, 1723 nt
Organism: Eutrema salsugineum
Lineage: Eukaryota; Viridiplantae; Streptophyta; Magnoliopsida; Brassicales; Brassicaceae
Product: probable arabinosyltransferase ARAD1
Exons: 3
Coding region: 36-1376 (446 amino acids)
Molecular function (GO): glycosyltransferase activity
Source: RefSeq, a predicted model, not a curated record